Molecule: messenger RNA, 3999 nt
Organism: Ectocarpus sp. CCAP 1310/34
Lineage: Eukaryota; Phaeophyceae; Ectocarpales; Ectocarpaceae
Source: the annotation of a GenBank genome assembly
AUCAUCACAUGUCCACGCCAUUCGGUGUUUAUUGCACCUACGCGACGUACCGCAGUGACCUCAAGCCAUGAACUUCGGCGCAAAAAGCAAAGAUCUGCUUGUAGAGUUGAAAAGAAGCGAUUGGUUGCCGCCUUACAACGAAGACGGCGUUCGCGGCGUGUUGGCUGAGAUUCAGGCUCUCUACGACGAACUCACGGAUACUCUUGGAGGCAGAACAACGAGUGACAUACCAGAUCCAGUGAAGGUCAGCCUCGUGGUUCAUCAUCAAGCGCUCCUCCGAAAUAAACGCUGCCUUCUUUCGUACCUCAAGUGGAGAGCAGACAGAAUCACCCAAUUACGGUGGGAAACAGGACCUGUUGUUCCACAAGAACUGCAGCAAAGCUUGAGCGCCAGAGAGAUGGAACUGUUCAACACGUACGAUCGAAUUCUUACGAACUUUACACAGGGUCUGAAUUUGGAUCUCACAGCAGAUCUUCAACCGCCGAAGGAGUUGCACGUGGAGGUCAGGGUUCUGAGCGACUGCGGGGAAAUAAUGACAGAUCACGGAUCUGUAAAGCUUGACCGUGGAACAACCCACCUGUUGCGGCGAUCUGACGUGGAACAUCUCGUACGCCAAGGUCUACUCCAAGAGCUAGAGAACGAGUCGACCUAGCUUCGCUUUCCCAUUGUUUGCAGUGGUGUCAUACGUUGUCGGCUGCUGCCGCGGUACCUGAAAGCGGUAGUUAGGUCUACACUGCGUGUAGUUCAGGAGCAUUGUUUGGACGAUAUUCUGCAAGACGAUCUACACGUAUGUAGGUGUUCAUUGGAGGCCUAACCUACUCCACGAUCCAGUCAGCGAGCCCGUCUAACGAACAAUAGGUGUGAUGGGAGUUCGGAUCUCACCGGAUUUGUCGUCGAUCGUUCUACCUGAGAAAGCGUAAGCGUUAGAAAGUGACAGGCGGAGGGUUGGACCAGCACACCCACUAUGAGCCGGUUCAGUAGGCUGACUGAGUGGGCUAAUAUAUAGGUUGGCGGAUAAACUAACAAGGCGUAUGCCUGGAGAUCGAACUUCACCGGGUGUGUUGCGGAUUGUUUCCCUGAGAGACAGGUCACGCUGGGAGGCAGGAGAGUGGGCCCCCAAUAUACGAUUGGCCGCCUCAGUCAGCACCGGGGGGGGGUACAUGCGGGUAGUCAAACCAAAGAACCCUCAAAAGCCUCUCGCUGCACACCUUUUUAGUGAGAUGGGAUUCCCGACCUUCUUAAUUUCCCGUUAGAUGAGCCAACUGCCAGAACACUCAGUAAGCCGAACAACAGCCUGCGCCAUCCUCGAAACACUCAUUAUUCGACGAGCAAAAGAGUGAAAGUUCGAAAGCGUGGAAGAAACCUUCGGUCUGCCGUGCGCUCCAACCUACCGGUGCUUCAUAAAGGAUGACCGUACAUCGGGUUUGAGAUAUAGAUACAGUUAAGCGCCCGCAAUUGAAUUUUUUUAUGAAAUUGAGGCUCACUCUUGCACGAAAAACUGUCUGGGUCACACAACCAAGAAAUGCCUCUAUAAGAAACAGCGGCGACCGCUGCCCUACUACAUAAGAAACGAGGGGUUACGGGGGGGGGCGUCCAAUCAGAAACACCCCCACAGCUCCUCCUAUCUCUCGCUCUUUCCCCCCUCCCCUCCCAUAGUGCAAUAUUAGUUGUACGACGAGGGGGGAGUGUGUUUGUUUUGCGGCGCCCCCUCCGGCCCCCUGCCGGCUCUGGUGCUCUGGCACAGCACACCAGACAGGCUGCGAACCACGAUAUACUGUCUGCUGUACGGUUUUCAUGGUGCUCUCCACCAGCUCUCGUGAGGGCAGAUCAUUUGUAUAUUUUGAACGUUCGUUGUGUAAUGUGGGCCCGACCCGGUUUGACCGCCUCACGCAGCGUCUGAGUUGUGGGGGCGAAUUUCGGCCGCCUUAUAUCGGGUUACCGCCUUAUUCACACACCCCGCCUGCCUGCUGUAUCUAGGAAUUGGGACUCGACGCAAAGUAAGCAAUAAAGUAUGGCAGUAGCAUGUCUUGUGUAAUCGAAGUACUAACUUACUCUAGGGGACAGUCCCCCCAUUUUUCGUGGGGUGAGAGACGUGUACUACACUUUGCGAUGGGUACAUACAUGUAGAGUGCACUUUUGGGUGUGUAUUUUUUCGCUCUUCGUAACUAAAACCAUCCAGGGUCACACAGAAGGGACAGGACCUUUCGUUGUGGCACCUUCUAGAGGGAACAUACAUACAUGUCGUCCCUUAGAGAGCAAGGCAACAGCAAGCACUGCUGUUCCAAGAGAUUAAUAUCCAAGUGAGUCUUCAUCAGGGUCUUCAGGGAUCGCUACGCGUGUAAUCCCCACAUGAUGAUUUGGCGUCGUCUGCAAACACCGGGCGGGGCUUAGUUCUCCUUUUUAUUUGUAUUUACUUGUUUAUUUAUUUUUUGCCUUCCGACAAUGACAUUUGCAGAUGUACCUCAGAAAACUGUCACUUAAUGUCUCAUACUCUACAUGAAUAUUGAACCAAUACGAAGUACAACAACAUAUGUAGGACUUAUUUCUACUGUCACUUACAUCGUAAAAAUAUCUCCUCUUCAACUUGAAAUAAAACCAAUGACAAUCCUGAUGGUAUCCUAUAUGCGUUCGUAAGCUUGCUAACAUACUACUUACUGCAUUGACGUCCUCUUCUUGUAAAAGCUGAAAUCCAACAAAUGCUUUGAUCCAUGCUACAUCUCCGUGUUGGAAAAGCCCUUUCUUCUCCGUUCAUGAUAAUAUCUUACCCUAUUCUACGCAAAUCUGUCACAUCUACUCUCAAACAAGACGCCAACUUCAAGCGAAAACGCGUUCUACGAUGCGUCUAGACUCCAUCCCCAUAUCAUUGGCGUUGACUGGUUCGAGGUCACCACCAAUAUUUUUAUUGUCGUGCCCCACCUUCCUCCUGCGGUACUUGCUGAAUUAUGUUUUUUAUCGCGAGAAAGAAGGGUCCAGCCGUCCCUUUCCCUCGACGACGAACGGUGCUAUUUAUAACGGCAAAGUUUGUGCAGAUUGAUAAGUACCGGUGGUGUAGUCUGGGGGAGUUUUCAGAAAAAAUAGUUCAAGAAGGACAUGGCAGACGCAUCCAUACGUCUCCGGGAACCUCUCGCUUUCUCCAAAUAAUGGCCUGACCUCUGAGCGCGCAAGCCCGGAGGAGGAGUGACUUGAUCAUGGGACACAAAACCUCUUACUACAAUAGUAAUAAUAUCAGCAGCGCGUCGGGACCAGAGGAGGACAGGAGGAGGGCGGACUGUCCUUGCUGGAGGACGGCAUCGCAUCUCUAUCUAUCCGCGGCAGAUAUGAUGAUACUAGCUACAGGAGUGAGUGUAGAUACGAGUCAAGGAGUGAGUGUAUCCUUAGCCGUGGAAAGCUUUGGCCGCCUUGGAGAGGAGGGUUACGAGUUCAUCGAUGAACUUGCGACACAUGCCGUGGGAGGAAGGGACGGAGGAACGAUGGCUCUGAAAGGAGUCUUCAAGGAACGACUUCUUCAGAUCGUUUCGGUGGCUACACAGGUGGCCAUAUCUCGGCGAGUGCAGAGGUACAAGCUCGCAUUGCGCGGGCGUCAAGACGCCGAAAACAGGCGAACAAGAUCGACCUCGGACCAGUCAACGCCAAUGAUAUGGGGAUGGAGUGUAGACGCAUCGUAGAACGCGUUUUCGUUUGAAGUUGGCGUCUUGUUUGAGAGUAGAUGUGACAGAUUUGCGUAGAAUAGGGUAAGAUGUUAUCAUGAACGGAGAUGAAAGGGCUUUUCCAACACGGAGAUGUAGCAUGGAUCAAAGCAUUUGUUGGAUUUCAGCUUUUACAAGAGGACAUCAACGCAGUAGUAUUUUAGCAAGCUUACGAACGCAUAUAGGAUACCAUCAGGAUUGUCAUUGGUUUUAUUUCAAGUUGAAGAGGAGAUGUUUUUACGAUGUAAAUGACAGUAGAAAUAAGUCCUACAUAUGUCGUUGUACUUCGUAUUGGUUUAAUAUUCAUGUAGAG